Molecule: messenger RNA, 11195 nt
Organism: Topomyia yanbarensis
Lineage: Eukaryota; Metazoa; Arthropoda; Insecta; Diptera; Culicidae
Gene: Bili
Exons: 10
Coding region: 2173-4665 (830 amino acids)
Biological process (GO): negative regulation of canonical Wnt signaling pathway
Cellular component (GO): cytoskeleton; plasma membrane
Source: RefSeq, a predicted model, not a curated record
AAGCACGUUUCUCUCCGUUCUUGCAUUAUCCUGACCGAGAUUGCUCUGUUAGCAACUAAAGUGACUGACAGAGGUCCACCUCACACAGACUGUGUUCGAACGCGGAUGGUGUAACACAGCAGUCUGCCGAUAUCGGACCGCCACGGUUAGGAUUCGUCUGUCGUCGAGUGAAGCAAAUAGCAAAAUUUUUAAGUUUCAGUGAUAAAGGAUAUUUUUUUUCUCCAGUUGGUGAUGGAAUAAGACCUUCGAAUGUCGAAUGAAACAGCCAUAAUUUGGCACAAAAAAGUCUGUUAAUCAUCUUCAAGAGUGGAAAUUCUGGUGAAACGAUUCCAAAUUGGUUUCAAAGGGUUCAAUGGUCAGCUGUGUUAAGGGCGUUUCACGGCCCAGAAUGGGUCUCAUACGAACGCAGUUUUAAUUGUGCUUGGUGUUGAAAGUGCUUUUCGUCACGUAAAGGACGACGUAAUCGUUCGAACAAUGUUCAACGAAAGAUGCAUUUAGACAGGACUUGUGGGUGGAACUUCCGAACGGAAACCAAGUGGUCAUCCCAGGAAAGGAAGGAACCGGACAAGUUCCUUCAUGAUCAGCUCAUUCGAUUACAUUGUACAUCGGAAGGAAAACUAAACAGCUGUGAAGCAUAAAAUCUAGUACAAGGAUUGAAAAGUUUAUUGAAAAACAAAAAAAAAGUGAUGGUGUCCUAGAAAAUGUCAAAAUUUUCGCACAUAAAAUAUCGAUCGCCAGCAGUUUCAGUGGUGUUAUAUCUGUUCCGCUACAUAAAUAUUCGUUGGAUUGGUUCGUAGACGCACCAACACAGACUCGUCGUGCUUUGAACGGAUUAUUGCCUGUUUCUAGUUUCUCUUGAUUUUCGCUUGUGUGGGGUACUAAAAGUGUGUCCUUCUUCGUUAGGCCUGUGUGUGCACACACACUCCUUUCGUACGGUUGUCAAAUAUUAGUCGGUGAAUAUUUUAUGCAGCUCUGUUAAAUUUUCCUUCAAGUUUGCGGCCGAUACCCCAGCCCAGCUACGCGAAGAUCUGAUGGAGGCUAGUCCGACGAACGUCUUUGCUGUAACCAAGCGAAAAGUUUGUGACCCGUGCUCAAAGUGAAGUGGUGGAAUAAAUUUUUCAAGUGCAACCAGUGCGAUUUUGUGCUGCCUUGAAAAUGUUUCUGCUGCCCAGCGUUCGCCCGGAUGACUGUAGGUUGCCCACCGAGGAGUGAUUAAAAAAGUUCACUUGAAAGUUUUCGGCCUAUUUCAACGUGUGCUGAUGUAUUGGUGAAAACGGUUCUGGCCCACCAGCAGUCUGCUGGCUGACGACGACGAGAAGAAAGGUUUUGUUAUUAUUAUAUCACUCGAGCGAGAAUAGCUAUGCUUGAACAGUCGACCCUGGUGCGUUUCUGCGAAUGACGCCGUGCGAAAUGCUGAAGUUGAGGCGAGGAUCGGGAAAUUCCGAGAAAUACGAGCACCCCGAAGGUGUGCAAAAAGGGAAAAAUAAUAAUACCGGAUAUAAAUGAGUUAAGGUUAAAAAUGUUAAUUAAUGCUACAUCAAAGCGAAAGUGUUUUAGUGAAGAUUGGUGGAUACCCGUUCGCGGUCGUAAUCCCGCUCGGUCCUGUUAUUAUUUAGAGCGAAGUGGUUCAUCCUUGAAGCUGGGCCACCGACAAGGAUUAAUUGGUGUCGAUUCCAUCACCGAGCAAGCGGCAGUGCAAUUUGAAUAAAUUUAAAAUCCACCAGUUCGAUUUAGGAUAACCACCUCCACCACCACUGGAUGAAUAAUCAAGUGGCGACGGUAGUUCGGGAAGGGGGCCGGAAUGGUCGCAGUCGAUCGUCCGCACACGGUUUGCGGUGAUUUGAUUGAUGCAAAUGUUUCGCACCGACUAUUCGCAAUCGAACCGACGACGAACUAAUCGGAUUGGAAGUGGUGCAUCUGCCUUCAUUUGGAUGUGUGUGUGUGUUGGUGCGAGCAAAAAUAUAAUAUAACAAAAACAAUUAAAUUGCGAAUUGAUUUGUUGUCGUCGGGUAGUGCUGUGUGUGAUGGCAGGUUUCAGUGGUGACAUGCGGUAGAGUCCUGAAAUUAACGGAAGGAGGACGUGAUUUGAUUGGGAACUAGUAGCGAUUUUUUGUGCUGUGUGCUGGUGGUGUUACGAAUCAACGCAAUUGCUCGUGCGCUGCAAAGCCGCAAAUGCCGGUUGGAAAUGUUCCCUAUCACCACCGAAGGAAGUACUCUCCUCAGGUUCCACCGGAUUACCAGUCACGAAUAUUUUUUGGCGAGUUUAUGCGAGAAAACCGGACACGCGUGGGUGCCAAUGCGACUGUAAACGGAAACGCACCACCACCCUCGACGUCGUCGUCAUCAUCCUCGUCGUCGGCGUCAUCAUCAUCAUCCCAGCUCGCUGCUGCGAGUGCUUGUACGGGUGGUAACCGAGGCAGUGCUAGUGAAGAGUUGUACAAUUCCGUUUCGGCCGGCGGUUCCGUCAGUUCGGCGGUGCUGGCCCAAGACAUUUGCAAUAGCAACAACACCCAGGCAGCUAGCAGCCAGUGUUCCACUCCGGUCGGAGGAAGCGGUGUCAGUAAUUUCGGUACCGGCCACAGUUACAGCGGCAGUAACAGUGCUCAUAAUGGUAAUGGACCAAUUUCGCCGGUGUCACCCCAGCAGCAGCAAAAGCAGCAUAUAAGCUCGUUGGGGGUUGCGGUAGCAGUGCAGCAAUCGAGUGCACAAAAUUAUCUUCCAUCGGCACUGUACACGGGGCAACGGAUUGUGCCAUCUGGUGGUGGCUGUGCUGGUAAUAGUGGCGGAGGAGGAGGAGGAGAUUCCGGAGUUGGAGUCCUAACGGUUUCGAGCAACGGUACUAGUAAUAAUAAUAAUAAUAGUAAUAACAGUAUCAACAACAACAACACGGUCGACAGUGCUGUCAAUGAAGAAUUAGUAGCUGCCGGAGGACCAAAUUCUAGCUUAUCUGGUGCAUCAGUCGGUAGUCGGGAAAAUAACUACGGCAGCUAUGACGAUGGCCAACAACAGAACACAGCCGGCCCAAAAUCGAGUACAAACAGCUACACACUAGGUGGCAGCAGCAUAGACGUGCAACAGCAGCCAUCGCAAACUCCCUACAGGCAGCACCAUUCAGGCCAUCCGCAUCAGCAGCCACAACAACAACAACAACAACAACAACAACAGCAACAACAACAAUCAUCGAGUUUAUCAAGUAGUAAUAGUUUAAUUAAUAACACUAAUCAAAUUAGGGAUAGGGAUAGCACCAAUUACGUGACCGCAUCGGCGAUUCUGACACUCACCGGCGCCACGGUAAGUGGCACUAGUAGCGGUGGUGGUGGUGGUGUCAAUAAUAACAGUAAUCACAGCAACGUUAGCCAUCUCGUGAAUCUGGUGGGCGCUGCCAGCGUAUCAUCGACAAUGACCACCUCGGCAGCUAUUUCGCCUCCGCGGCCAAUGCAGAAGGUGAUACCGACGGUCGUGUAUCUGAUGUCCCGCAUCGCUGUACAUAUGGAAAUCGAGGGCACCGCGCAAUGUCCGGCCCAGGUCAUGCUCGCCGCGGCACUCGGCUGUGAAGAACUAGGAAUUACCAAUAAGCUGCUGGCGCAGAGCGUGUUCGGCCUGUGGAUGACCAGCCCGCUGCUGGAGGUCCAGCUGAAACCGCACCACAGGCCGUACGCGGUGCGGGUCGCGUGGUCCAAACUGCUGGACAAGCACAGCCACGGAAACGAGCUGGAGAAACUUUCCGACGAGCCGAUGACGAUGCUUCGGCGGAACGUGUUUUUCUCCAGGAAGGACGAGGAGAAGAUCAAGGACCCCCGGUUGUUGGAGUUGCUGUACGAGGAGGCACGUCACAAUGUUCUGCUGGGACGCUACGUGAUGGAAUCGUCCCACUCGAUUAUGCUCGGAGGUAUCCAAGCAAGGAUAGAGCUUGGCCCGUACAAUUCCCACACACAUUCGACUAGUUAUUUUAGAGAAAACCAAUUCCGCUUCCUGCCAACGCACGUAGCAAAAAGCUCCAGCUGGUCGUGGCUUCCAAUCAGCCGGCGAACAUCGGCCGAAGUAAGACUGCUAGAACAAUUCAAACGGGUACCGACGACGGCAACGACCAAAAAGCUGAUGCGAAAGUAUCUCGAGUUUUGCUGGGGACUGCCUUUCUAUGGUGCCGCCUAUUUCCACGGGCAAGUCGAACAGCCUGUUCGCGGUCUGGUCGGCCUGAUGCAGCAAAAGGACCUCCCGGUGCUGAUAGCAGUCAACGAACGGGGCAUUUUUGUGAUAGAUCAAAUAGAAUGCACACUGCUGUUGGGUCUUCGGUACGAGGAACUGUCGUGGGACUAUGCCAAACCGAGCAACGUGAACGACCCGGAAUGUUUGCCGUGCAUAUUUCUGCAGUUUGGCGCUGUGGAAAACGGAAUUGCCGCCACGAAACUUAUGCAAAUCUUUACCCGCCAGGCUGCCAUGAUAGACGCCUUAAUAACCCACUUCAUCGAGCAGGCCAAGCGGCGAAAAGAGAGCGGUGAGCCGGAGGUGCCCGCCGGCGAGAAUCAAUACGAAGCCGAACCGAACCCAAUCCAGAACAACGGUAUGGGCGUGCUGAGUAACAAAUUGUCACGGCUGACGCUAGCCACAUUCGACGACGAGGGACGCUGCAUUGGGCAGAUGGGGUCACUGUCGAUAAGUUAUUAACAUUUAAUUCUCGUCUAAGGAUUGCUAUAGUGAUGGUGCGUUGCGCAGUGUCGUCUAGGAUGGGUGGAAAUGUUGUCACUUUUUGCUUGAGAAAUGAAUUUGGAUUACGUUGCACGUAGGACUGUUGCAGUUGUUAUCACUUCAAAGGGUGACAGUUGCAGUAUUAAGAUUCUCUGUUUCUGUGGUGUUUGGUACUGUCAAAUCUUAUGACGCUCUCUAAGUUGGACAGGAUGAAACUGAGAAUUUUGAAACUUACUCAAAUGGUCCUAUUUGUAAAUGCGAGCCUCUCUUUGUUUAAUUUCCCUUAAAUUAAUAACUCGGUCGCUUUCACGUUUGCUGCCCUACUCUUGGGCAUAUUAUGCAGAUAUCACGUUCUAGAAAAUUAUCGGAAAGUUUCACGAUGGCGCCAUAUUAAUCAAAACAGAAGUUAAGCAAAGAGAGGAUCUCAUUUGCAUUUAGACCAAUUUGAAAAAGUUUGCUAAAUAUAAGGAAAUGAUAUUUUUACUUGUAGCGACGCUGACGCUGUUUUUGCUUCAGGAGAAACUGUCGGAUUCUAACAUCAACUACUGUAAGAAUGUAUAAACUGCGUUUCGGGUUAGCAUUCAGUUUUGCGGUCAAGCAAAAACUGCACAACAGAGUGUAAUUUGCACCAAUAUUUUGUGAAGGAUGGGGAUGCCCAAAUUCGAUUUAGAUGCCAAUUAUCGGCUACAGAUUUCCAGGCACUUUGUCUAUUAAUUGAAAGCUGGCACUUUGUCUAUCAAUUGAGAGUUCAUUGUGAUGGUCAAAGAGGUGCACUUUAGCAUUGAUGCUGAAUUCUGGGGACGUGGGAUGUGUUUUGGUUGCGGAAGCUGUAUUUCUAGAUAUUGAUGGGGCUUUUGAUAUUGUGUCUCCAAUCUAUUCUAGAAGCAAUUAUGCAGUAUCUGCAUGUAUCUCGUGUUGGAUUGACGCAAUGCUUAGUAACAGAUUUUUUGCUCGUCAUUGAGAAAAGUUCUGGACAGGAAGUCAAGUACACUGAAGUUAUAUUGGAUUCCAAACUGAACUGGACUGCUCACAUUGAGUUCGGAGCCAAGAAAACGUUUGGUUCUCAAAUAAUUUUUUUUUUUUAUUGGAUCUACACGAUAAUUGCUAGUGCUGGUAUCUACUGUCGUGAUGAGAUUGGAACAGUCUCACACGCUAGGUAGAUACUGUACUGUGUCCCAGCAGAAAUCUUCGCGAUUGCAAUCGACCCUUAAAAGUCCUUCUGCCCGAAUAGCAGGCUGCAUUCAAGGCCCUUAGCUCAGACAAAUCACGGUUUGAGCUGGUGAUUGCAUGUCAAAUUCAAAUAGACUUACUAUUGACAACACUAUCAACAUCGUUUGGGUGCCUGGACAUACCGGUAUUAUUGGUAAUGAAAGGGCCGACAAAUUGACCAGAAUAGACACAGAGAUUGGCUUUCUUAGUCCUGAAUCUGCUUAGUCUAUUUUAACAAGUUUGGAUAAAGGAAAAAAUCCGGUUUUGGACUUCAACCGAACACUGCAACUAUUGGCACAACCUACAAACUUGUAGUGAAAUAAAAGUUUUUUUUGGAGAAAUCGUUCCCAGUGAUUUCGAAAUAGCACGGGGGCAUGGUGAUCAGACGGAACCUCACCAUCUGAUAUGCGACUGCCCAGCAGCAACACAAUUGCGUACCCGAAUUUUAGGUUCUCCAUACAUAGAUGAACCUAUAAACAGAACUCAAACAGAAAGCUGAAACUCAAUGAUAUGCUACUGUUCCUUACCCAGUGUGGUAUGAUCCUAGUUAUCCGGUCAAGUUAUUUAUUAUAUUUUAAUGAUCAGCAAGAUAUUGGAUAUUUCUUCCAAUUCUCUUCACCAGUUCCAAGUAUCGGCAGAGUACGCGCUAGUUUGUUACCUUGUUUCCUCGUGUUUUGUGCCCAUAAUUCAGAAUUCAGCAAUACUGUGCUAUGCAGAUUCCUUUUAUCUAAAUUUCAUCUUGUAUCAUUAUUGCAUCGAUUUUCAUUGUUCCGUUUAUCAACAUUGUAGCCCUUGGAGUUGGCAGGUCGUGUGUUUACUUACCCACGACUCCUGUAUUAGAGCGACUUUCGGCAAGGACACUCGUGGUACCUUCUACGUAAUGAAGGUUUAUUUGGAUGCUGAUCAUUUUGACGUUUUCUGGCCGUCAAUUGUUGCGACCCAAUAUUAUGCUGGCGGCAAAUAGCAGCCUGUUUACUGCUGAAUUAUUUGGUUGGACUUUUGUCGUACUAUUGUUCCGCUGCGCCCUUCAGAUCUCGUUGCAGCUCGUGAGUCACAUGCGCUAGAAAGCUGUUGUGUAUAGCUCGUGAAACGGUCUGCCACCGUUAUAGUAAGUUUGCUUUGGGCAGCGGUCCGUUGUCAUUGGACUGCUAACCUUGCCAAAAAUACCACGUUUGGUGAAGACUGGCGCAUUCUGACCAAUCCAUAUACGUAGUUCGGCUAGUUGCGCUAAAAGAUUAUCAACCAAAAUGUUUUUCGUCUGGGGUUCCUUUCCUUUUUUAUUUUGUUCGACGACUUGAAAUCCGUUGAACGUUGUCGAUUAGUUUGUACAUUUCUCAACAGUAAGUUUGUUCUGCUCUAGUUCGUCAGCGGGUUCUCAACGGCAAUGAAUUGUGUUUCAUCGCAGCACAGAAUUUAUUUGCCUUAUUCCAGGAGUCUUUUGGGCCUUCUGGCUAACAAAUUUGGCAACCAUCUAAACACCAUCCCAUUUUAAACACUGUCAAAAAACCAUACAGUGGUGGUAAAUCUGGACCAUGAGCAUGAGGUAUUUUGGAGUUUUUUUGCUAGGGUCUCUUGGCUGACUUGUAUCGUUCUUCUCAAUUGUCAUCUCCUCGUCCUUUAUCUUUUUAUUUGCUCUGAAAUGCACGCCAUCUCUGCAUCCAUGCCAGCAGAUUUAAAUGGCGCAAAUGAACUCACUAAUCUGUCAAUUAGAGCAUUAGUGAAAGCUUUUUUGUCAACCUUGACUGCAUCCCGUUUAGUUCCUGAGUUUUCAAUUGUUCGUAAAAAAUUUAGGCGUAACGAUCACUUCUUUCAAGCAUAUAUUUUUAUUUUUUAGAUAACUCAAUUUUUAGAGCUCAAAACAUUGAUUUUUUGGGAAAAACGAUAACAGCAAGUCUCAUAAAAAAAGGAUUUCUGGAUUCCUCACUGCCAAUUAUAUUGUAUUCAAGUGCUUUCAAUUGACUAGUUGCUUAUUGUUUCCUAAGUCUGGCGAUUCUAAUUUAAUUGUUGAUUGUUUUAUUAUCUAACCAGUUUAGGACUCUGCGUGGGUUUACAAAAGAAGACUUGACCACGCUGUUCGAGAUCACGAUGGAAAUGAUGUGUGCCUUUCGCUCAGAAGAAGUGCAGUUUUCAGGUUUGAAGUUCCGAUUAUCACUCACUGGAUUCCUCACUCUUUCUAUAUGGGUGUCCGGGUGUUCGCCUUGUUCAUUUGUUGUUUCCAUUCCAUUUGCUGAAAUAUCUUUGCUAGUCUAUUUUAGUGUUACCAGCAUUUAAGUUUUCAUCCUUCGUAGUGAAUUCCGGUUGCGUUUUAAGAUAGUGGGUGUAAUUAAGCAGUUGUAAAGCCUUUUUAGCAUUUACCAGUUAAGCUUAUGUUGUCGCAAGAAAACGCAACGAUAAUAGAAUGGUUAACCUAGUAUUUUCGUUGUUAUGGUUUCUCUGAACAACGCCUUGUGGUUACAACCGGUAUUACGGACAUUCCAAGCUUUCCUGUAGUAUUAGGAGCUAAAUUGUUUAUGCCAUACGAAUUUCUAAACCGUAUUUUUGUCUUCGUGGUAUUAAUCUCCAAUACAAUUGAAUCGAGUAUCUAAUAAUUUAAUAUUUGUUCUGUUAUCAUCUUAUUUUUGCGUAGAAAGAGAAGGUCAUCUGUAUAUCCGAGUAUAUGUGGUAAAAUUAUGUUCCAGGCAUGUUCAAUUCCGAUGUCCGUCCAGAUAUCACGUAGGGUUAGCAAUGGUGUAGUAUCUAGAGCUGCAAAUUUUCGACAGGUUAGUUUGAACUUGGAGGAGAAGCAAGUCUCAAUUCAUGCCCUGCUAUGUCCAAACUUCAGUUGUUGGUUGCAUCAUUCCUUUGGUGAUCGUAAGGACAUGGCCAGGUGUGCAGUGUACUAUACUAAUGUAUAAAAAGAUUUCAGUGUAUCAGCCACCCAUGAUCAGUGCGGUCGUUUUUGCUAUGCUAUGCUAUUUGGAAUGAAGGCAUUUUAACAUGGAAAUUUGCAUUACUGGUAGUAUCAAAGCGAAUAGCUGUGGACUGAUUCCUAAGUCAAAACCAUUAUAUUGACAUCCUUUGCAAUUAUUGCCUUCGAUACUCUUAAAUCUAAGACUGACCGUAACUUCGAUUAUGUCGGUCGAAUGAUACCACUAUUAUUUGGCAGUUUUUGUCCAUCUCUUGUCUAAUAUGUUCUUGAACACAAAAAAUCAAUCUGUUGCGAUUUGCCUUUGUUUGAAAAGGCAUUGGUUAACUCGGAAUACAUACAAUUUGUUUUCAAUUUGUUCAGGACACUAUCCGUCUGCAGCGCUUUUUGUAUCGUCUCCAUAAACUCUUUUUGGAGCUUAUCUUAGCUAUAUCUCAACGAGAUAUUUUUUAUUUUCUAUCCAGUAGGUUUCUUGGCUCGCAAUGUGGUUUCCAUCUUACUCCAAAAGAUCAAACUGUUUCAUAUUACGUGGACAUGACAUGUUGAGCUUAUCUUCAAAUUUAUGGAUGGUGAUAAACCUCGCACUUUUUUAAGGUUUGUUUUUUGUCCGAUAGCUGCUUCGAUUAGGCAAGAACACAGUUCUUAUGUGCGUCUUUUCUUCGGGGAGUUGAUGGCGUUCAAUCGCUCCGAUUACGAUACCCAGCUGUCUAGAACAUCUUCAGCGAUUCUCGGUUUACGGUAUUCGGCCAAUUCCAACCUGAUGUUGGGAUCACACUUAUUCAUUUUCUAACGGUUCCAUGUCUAGUCUGGUCUUUCAGUCUGUUGAGACCGAGUUAGGUUGUGUCGUUUUUACUUGAAGCGAAAAUGAGUCUGUUUUAAACCCAACUGCUGUCAAAAUUUAUGAACUGACAGCGAUUGGGGCAAGAAUCUGACUCAGUUUUGGGGUCAAGCAAAAAGAGUGACUCUCCUGUGAUGAGGUAUUGCGCUUUACUUCGGUUCUAGACCGUUCGCAUAACAAGACACGUGAUGAAACUUCUUCCAAAUACUUGCUUGUCUUCUUCUGUGUAAUAUUGUGUCCCAAUAUGUGCGUUCAGAUCAGCUACUAUAAUGACUUACGGUCUUGUCUUGGCUGAAAAUUAUAGCCAGUACCUCGAAACAGCUCUACGUUCCGUCUUAGUUUCGCUUCUUAUGCAUGAGCAAGAGUUCUCGCUAGUUAUGCUUAUCCUGUUUUCACCAUACAUUUCCUCUAAUACUCCAAUACAAAAUUUAGAUUAUCUCAUUCUGAAAUAAAUCAUAUUGUUUUUGAUUAUUGUCGAUCUACUUCGCAAAUCAAGCAAUUCGUGAUUAACAUUUCUUCCUCCUAGCUAAGAAAAUAUAACCACAAUGCUGAAAAUAGACAAAAAAACAUGGAGAUAAAACUCAACUUACAACCCAAUGCUGUUGACAUUCAAGUGAUAUUGUGCGAAAACAAACUAACGAAAACACAUUUAAGAAAAUUAGCCGCAAAGUGCGUGAGCAGGAAAAAUUGAUACGAAUUUACCUGUAAAUAGUGUAAUUGAAUUGAUCAAGUUUUAGUUAUAUUUGAACCAGCAGAAAACCUUGUACUCUACCAAUUGAACUAGUUCGAUAUUACGCCAACAACAACAACAACAACCACGUACACACUCACUUACAUAUGUAUAAUGAAAACCCCACGCUAUUUCUUUGUAUAAAAAAAUUCACACAAAAAGAUGGUAACACACGACUAAUGUAAAUUGGAACGUAUAGGAAUAAUGAAUGGAAUUUCUCGCGGUAAAAAACAAUGAAUGAAGCUAGCAACCAAAAGUGGUCAAAUAAUUUUGAUAAGUUCAAUUUAAUAAGAAAAUUAUACCAAAAUGAAAAAUGUGUAAAUCUACCUUAUAUAUAGGGCGGUAAAAUAAAUAUAUAUAUUUAGAUAUUUUGUACUAACGUUUGAGGCAGGAGGAGAGGGUAUCGUCGAGGUCGUAGAGACAGAAACUCGUGUCGCAAAACGCACUGAAAACGGAGACGGCACACACGAAAACACACAAAAGAAAGUGGAUCAAAUAGUAAGGAAGGUAAGAGCCAUCAACGAGAGAAAAAAAUUAGUAGACAGGCAGCGCUAGGGCAACAGAUUACUCCAACUCAAUGCAUACACGCGUACGUACAUACGUACGUACGUACAUACACAAACAAACAAGCACACACGCGAACCACGUGCGAAGAACACAGAUAACAAAUCUUGGAGGACAACCGAUAUCAAUAACAUAAGCUAAGUUUAGUUUGAUCGAACAAUGUAAAGCAAGAUGAUUAAAAAGAAAAAAACUCGUAUGAAAAGAAUAGACAGGCAGUUUAGGAAGAUGAUUACUUUUGAAUAAAAAACGUAUCUGUAAAAAUA